AAGACGCAUUAUAGACAAUACUAUUCAAGACUAGAAUGAAAGACUUUAUGUAGAGAUAAUGAGAUAACUUAUUUGAGUAAGAUGAAUCAUUUGUACAUUAUAUUAGUAAGUAUAAUAUGUACAUAUUCGUAUUUAAGAAUCAUUCGAGCGACGUGAAUAAACGAGUUACGAGUAUACCUAUUUAAAUAAAUACGUCUUCAUAUUAUAUAAAUAAUUGUAUAGCCGGCAUGUAGUAAACACGUAUCCGACCUUGACAGUUACAGUAUAUUAUAGGUACCUACCUAUAACUACCGGGUUAAUAUGCGUAUUGAAGGUAACACGAAAAAAAUCUUGUAAAUAUAAUUUUGUGCAAUAUCGUUAGGUAUCGUCCGUAGAGUAUCAACUGUACAAUAAUAAGUCUUGCUUCUAUUGUUAUUAAGAUUUUUUGAAACAUUUCUUCACCGUGAUAUAUAUAGUGUAACAUUAUAAAUUGUAGACAGUACAAAUAAAUAAACUUCGGGUAAGGCGUAAUAUUAAUUUCCUUUACGGUCUUAUGUAUUUUAGAUUUAUUUUUGCUUGUGCGUUCGUUCAUAAAAAUAGGUAUAAUUUCUCGAACAUCAUGCCGCAGUGUCCGCAUUAAACAGUCUCAAAAAAAUAUUGUUACGAGUACCUACCUGUUGAGUGAUAUCCGAGUCAAAAUAGGUAUAUAUUAACAAGUAUGUAGUAUGUACCCACGUAAUCAUAUAAGUUCUAAAACGUUUUACUUUUAAAUUACAUAAAAAUACAUUUUUUUCUUUUUUUUCUUUGGUGUUUCGAAAAAUACAUAGGUACCAAUAAACCUAACCUACCAAUAUUCUAUUUACUUAGUAUACUCUUCAGUAGGUAUAUAAUGCUUCAUAGUAUGUUUCAUUUCGUGCUGUACGUUGUUUUUUUAAACGCGGUGUCCUAUGGCGGUAUCGGUCGAGUGUUCGCUGCUUCAAAAAAAAAUCCUCCGAAUAUAGUUUUCGUGUUGGCCGACGACUUGGUGAGUGCAUGUAAUAAUAUUAUGUAAUAUUAUCGCAGAAAACUUUUUAGAAUAUUACAAUAUUUAAAGGAUACGAUAAAAAAAUAAAAAUAAAUAAAUAAUAAGCACCUAGUUAAAAUCUAUCUAUAUCAUUUUUGCAGGGUUGGAAUGACGUCGGUUUCCACGGUUCUAAUCAGAUCAACACUCCAAAUAUCGAUGCUUUGGCAUACGACGGAGUAAUAUUGCAUAAUCAUUACAGCGAAUCGUUGUGCACGCCGUCUCGGUCAGCUUUGUUGACUGGAAAGUAUCCUAUUCACACAGGUUUGUUAAACAUUUUUGUUUUUUUUUUCUAAUGUUCAUUUUUCAAUUUCUUUAUAUAUUUUUUAAAUUUGUGGGUUUUAUUUUAUAAGACAGUGGUAGAUCCAGGAGGGCGCCGCGAGUAUUUAACGCCCCCCCCCCCCAGACAUAGUAAGCUUUUUACUUAUGCAUGUUGUUGUAAAUUAUUUAUAUCAUACCACCUAGGCUUCAUUUUUGUAAAUAAUGUCACGUAUAAAAUCGGUUGGGGAUUUUAUGUUUUAAAUAAAUUAAAUUUAUUUUUACGAUAAUUUAAAAAAUUACCUACCUACCUAUUGAUGAUUUUAAUUUGGACUAAUUAAUACAGAGAUCCUUUAUCUUUUCUGACUCACGGCACUAUUAGGUAUUUUCUAAAAGUUCGUCGGCACCCUAUAGUAUAUCCUAUUAGUAUACGGGGUGAUAAGUCUAUCAAAAGACACUCAUUAUCCCGAAAAGUGUUUACUUUUUUCUAAAUCUGUUUUAAAGAACAUUCAAGAAACAAGUUGUUCCAAAAUUUGACAUUUACAUUAUUUUUUGUCGCCCUUAUUUUUGGGGGUAAAAUCACUACCUAAUUUUGAUUUUCAAAUGGUAACCUAUAUAAAAAAUUUCAAAAAUAGAUGGAGUAUCAGUUAAAAUAAAUUUUAGUGUUUACACUUUUCGUCAAUCCAUUGACGAGAUAUUCCACUUUUAAGUUUUGGUUGGGAGAGAAUAGUGGAGCAUCAUUUAUGUGGUGGCACAAUGCGCGCGGCGUUCUAAGAAUGUAUCACUACUUCCCCCCGACGAAAACUUAAAAGUGGAAUAUCUCAUUAAUGGCUUGACAGAAAUCAAAAAUUUAAACGCUAAAAUUUAUUUUAACUUAUACCCCAACUAUUUAUGGACUUUUUAAAUAUAGGUUGCCGUUUAAAAAUCAAAAUUAGGUAGUGGUUUUACCUUCAAAAAUAAGGGUGACAAAAAUAAUGUAAAAAAAAGGCAAAUUUUAGAACAACUUGUUUCUUAAAUGUUCUAGAAACCAAAUUCCGGAAAAAAUAAAUACUUUCCGAAAUAAUGAGUGUCUUAUGAUAAAUUGAUCACUUUGCAUAUUGUAUUUAAUAUUUAAGUAUUUAUAUUUUAUAAAUUUGGUUGUUUUUAUUUAGAUUGACAUUUAAGUAUUACCACAGACCAUAUGUAUAAAACACAAUAAGUUUCAAUAAUGAUUAAACACACAAAUUUUAUUUUUCAUAAAAUUUUUUCUUUUAAGUUGUGUAAAAUAUGUAUGACUACUUUACAUUUUAAAUAAUUUUGCGAUACCCACAAAAUUCAUGUUUGUGGCACCCUGGUUUGGAACUUCUUAAUUAAUGGAUAUAUGUAGUGUAUUUUAUUGAUUUACCUACUUUAUUUGACGUAAAAUAGGUUUUUAAUUUCAGAUUCUUAGUGGAGCGAAGAAGCUUAUGAUUUUACAGAUAUUUAUUUUUUUUUUUCUAUGGUCAAAUUUUUACCAGCAAUAGUGCUGCAACUUAUAAUGAUAGAAAUUUUUCUAAAAGGAAAUUUCACUGAGGAGGUACUUUAGAAAUCUCGUUUUUCGAUUUUCUCCGGAUUUUUUUCAACAAAUGUGAAAAACCGAAAAAAAAAAAAUGAAAAAACAGAAUCCAUUUUAAUUUUGAAAUUUGGAAUAAUUGGAAUUUCACCAUAAAUAUAUUAUGACAUAUAUAUUGUUGACAAAGCAGCACUGUCAACUGAACUCCGUUCAGAAUCUUAUUUACAGGUAUAAAUUAAAAACAGGUUAAAUUACCUAUUAUGGUGGCUGCACCCAUUCCCAUUAUCCUAGGACGUCAUUUUUCAAUAUCAAUCUCAUUUGCAGGUACUUAUGCUUUACAUAAUAUUUAACUCAUAUGUGGGUGUUUGAAAAAAUGUUACUUUUUGUUUAUGAAGAUUUUGCAAUUCCACCUUUUGAAAAACAAUUUUUUUUUUUAAGUAUUUUCCAACAUUUUUUAAAUUAAUCUCGAAUCGGUUUUUUUUUUUAAACGCUUACAAUUUGAUAAAUGAUUUAAUGCCAUAAAUAUAAUAAUAAAGUACCUAUUUUGUUUAAUAUCUGUUAAUUAUAAUUUGUCAAACGUAAUUGUUGUUUUCAAACUUAUUAAAACUAUACGUCAUUGUUUUAACAAGGCUAGUGGAGUAUGUGACAAAUUCACAAAACAUUUUUUUUUUAGAGCAAAUCAUUUUUUAAAAACCUUGAAAGUAAAAUUUAGAUAGAUAUCCUACAUACAAAUAUAAAAUAUUAAUACUAAGUGGUCAUUGGUCGUUACUUUAAAAAAUAAAUAUUUUGUUACUUUCAAGGAAAUAUUGUUGAAGUGCAAAUUAAAAAAUUCGGAUGUAUAAUUUUAUGUUGUUACCAUUAUCGAUAUUAUCUAAUACCACAGUCAGUUGAAUCUGGUUAGAAUCUAUUUAACAAAAAAGAUUCAAAAAGACGUCCUAGGAUAAUGGGGAUGGGUGAAGCAACUGUUAUGGAUAAUUUAAUGUAUGCCUGUAAGCAAUGAUAAAUCAUUGUUUACGAAAAAACGAUUUUGAGCGGAGUUCAGUUGAUAGUGAUGCUUUGUCAAUAAUAUAUAUUUAUCAUUUUGUGGUAAAAUAAUUAAAUAGGCUUUAUAUAUUUUCUUUAAAAAUAUUUGUUUAAUGUUGUGCCGAUUUUCCUAGUUUUCUUACGUUUCUUCCGGUUUUCUCAUGUUUUAUCCUGGUUUUUCAUAACUGCUGGGAAAAUUCUUAGGAAAAUCAAAAAAAAACCUCCCUAAAGUACCUUCCCAGUCAAGUUUCCUUUCAGAAAAAUUGCUAUCAUUAUAAAUUGGAGUAAAAUUGUUGGCAGAGAAGUUGUCCACAGAAAAAAAAAAAGGCCGUAAUAUUUUUAACUAAUACCUACAUUUCUUAUAUUUUCCUCGAAAAAAUCGAAAAAUAACCUCUCUAAAGUACCUCCUCAAUGAAAUAUUCUUUUAGAAAAAUUGAUAUCAUUAAAAGUUGGAGCGAAAUCUUAUAUGUAUUUCAUUAUUUAUAUCAUGUUUAUUAUUAUUAUUUCACUUGUCAUUCAUGUUUUUUUUGUAUGUAUACCUACCACGUUUUUUUUUUUAAUUUGUAAAAAAGCUAGUCACGUUAAGUUGAAAAUAAAUAAAUACAUAAUUCGUACUAUUAUUAUUAAAUCAAAUUUGCAGGUUUAAAUGCCUAUCAGAUAUAAUAAUAAUUAAGGUAUCUUAAAUAAAUAUUUUGGUGAUUAAUAAAAUAUUUUGUAUUUUAUCAUGUGUGAUGUAGGAAGUAUAAAAAAAUUAUACCUAGUUUUGCACGGUGUUUAAGGUAAAAUGAUUUGAUAUGCAAUCAAAUAUGUUUAAAUAUCGGCCACUUUAAAAUUGUGGCAAAUUUAUAAUAAAAUUCUGUGGACAAAAAUUGUAUAUACAAUUGUCUAUAGUUAGUAUAUUUAUACAGAUUCUAUUGUUUCCAAUAUUUAAAUAUUAAUUGCCAUACUAUAAUCAAUUGGGAGUAGAUUUACCUAUCCCGAUUCCUAAGUAUACACUAUACUACAUAUAAGGCUAUAUAUAUACCCAAACCAGACAAACCAGUUAUAAAAUAUAGGAGGAAAUUUUGAAAAUUGUAUAAGAUAAAAAAUUAAACACAAGGUCAAUGUUAGGUUUAGGUUUCAUUAUCAAUGGAUUAAAAUGACUUAGAAACAACAAUCUAUCCAUAUCUGUAGGCGGAAAAAAAAGGUUGCCAUAAAAAAAAAAAUUUAGCUGCACAUGCGCAUAAUGAAAUGGUUAUUAAACAGAAAAUUAUCUCAGAGUACAUAUGUGUAUUUUGCUAUUCCCUAUCACUUCCCAAAAAUUCCAUUUAAAUCUAAGGCCAUCGGGCUAAGAUAUUUAGUGGUACAUAUAAGACGGGAUACACUGUAGUUUGUAUAACUUCAGGGAUUGAGUUUUUUAGUCACGCAUUCUAGUAUACAUAUAUGUACUAUAAAUUAUUUUAUAUUUUUGUAUGCCCCACAGGGACUCAACAUAAUGUGAUUUUGGAGCCGGAGCCUUGGGGGUUACCACUGAACGAAAUAUUACUUCCAGAACAUUUGAAUAAAUUAGGUUAUGUAUCGCACGCAGUUGGUAAAUGGCAUUUGGGCUACUUCAAAAAAACAUACACACCAACAUAUCGCGGUUUUAAAAGCUUUUACGGUUUUUGGAACGGAUAUCAAGAUUACUAUUCACAUAUGGUUCAGGCUACGGUAAGGAAUAAUUACAUUUAAUGAUGACUUAACUUAAUUGUGUUUAUUUUUUACAUGGGUUUCUUUAACUUGCCUUGAAUCAUGACAUGAUGGAACCUUUAAUCAUAAUAAUUGUUAACAUUUUUAUGAUAGACUAAAAGUAAAGCAUGGCGCGUGCACUCAUAUACUACACAUAUAAUAAAGAUUCGUCUAUGUAGUUCUGCCAUUUUUUUUUUUUUUAUGUAAAACUACUUUUACAAACAACUGAGUAUAAAAGCUAAAACAUGUUUCACAUUAAGUUAGAUGAUGAUGAAUUUCAAGAUUAAUUAAAAUAAAUUUCAUUGAAAUAUUAAAAAUUAACUUAUUUAAACUUAAUAAAACUAAUUGAAAAUUCACUUGGACCAAAUUUAGCAACAGGUCACUUAUGCUGAAUCACUUUGUAAAUAAAAUAAAAAAUUAUUGUCUUAUUAUAAUUGAAACUAAUUAUGUCAAAUUUUACUGUAGUUAAAAUAUUUAGGUAUUAUUUUAAUGAUAGGCGCAAUUACUAGGGUUCAAAGGGGUCUUUAGUACCCCCAAGUUUAAAAUUUAGUGUCCGCCAAAAAUACCCAAUAAGUUUUUUAUAUGAUUGUGUAAAUAUUUUAUUCGUGUAUUUUUUAAUUGAUAAAUAGAACAGAUAAUGCGUAUGUGUAUAAAAAAUAAAGUUAAAAAUUGUAAAUUAAUUGUGUAGUUGCUUAUUAUAAGUGUCAUGUAAAAGGAAUUAUAGGAAUUGCCCCCAUAGGUCUGUGAUGUAUGUAUAAUUUUAGCAUCUCCAAAGAUGGUGCUCUAGUUUUGCCUAUGGUUUUAAUGCAAAUUCACAUCAAUAAUUUAGACCAAUUCAUUAACAAAUUACGAAAUGUAAAAAAUGUUCUAAUAUAUAGUCAACUCUCCCUAAUUAAAUUAUUGUUUAUAAAUGCACAUGGCAUGCUUUUCUCAUCGUCUAUCAUAUCAUGUUUUUACUUUUUAGUUAAUUUUUUUUUUAAAAAGGAUGAUUUUUAUGAUGUUUUUUACUCAAUGAUCGUCAGAUAAAUAUACUUACAAGUAAUUAUCAUAAACAUAAAUAACUUGUUUUAUUUUCAAAAAUAAUUUUUUCAAUGAAAAAAAUUAAAUCAUGCGAUUUUGAAGACUUUGAACUUUAAAGGUUGUGUGCCAAUGAAUAUUAGCCACGAUUUGUAUUAAUCAUAUUCGAGAUGGUUUCAUUUUUCGUAUUUUAUAUAUAUAUGUUAUUAGUUUGCUUCAUUUGAAGGCUUCGACAUGAGACGAAAUUUAAAUAUUGACUGGUCAAGUGUCGGUAAAUAUUCCACACAUCUAUUCACAAAGGAAGCCACCGAUAUUAUAAUAAAACACAAUAACUCAGUACCGUUAUUUUUAUAUCUCGCUCACCUGGCCCCGCAUGCAGGUACAUACGAAAAUCCAUUACAAGCACCCCAGAAAGAUAUAGAUAUGUAUCAAUCUAUCAAUGAUAAGAACCGUCGUAAAUAUGCCGGUAAGAUGUAUUUUAUAUUAUUUGAUAUUAAAUAUUUGUGAUUUUAAUUUUUAAAAAGAAAAAAUUUUCAGUAGGGUUUUAGAUUUUGAGUAGAGCGUGAUAUGUGAUGUUUUUUGUUUUUGUUUUUUCUGCCUGUGUACAACUUUUCUAUUAGAAAUCCUGUAACAAUCGAAAAAUGACAAUAAGAUACCUUUUAGAUUCCAAGCUUAGAGAGGGAGUAAUUGGUUUUACUAAGAUGUUUAUUUUCUUUUAUUUUUUCUUUGUUCUAUCUAGACUGUGGACACGUUUUUUCUUAGUAAAAUUGCUUUGAUUUUUAUGUGUAGUAACUUUUAUGAAAGCUCAAGUUGUCUAAAUAAAAGCACGUAAGUGAAAAAAAACUGUAAGUAAACGUACAAUUUCACGAUUUCAUUAUUUUAUAUAAACACAAAUGACGUUUUCUACUGGAAAAAAUGAUAUGAUCGAAAAAUCACUAGAUAUCUUUUUUGUUAUCAUUUUGAUCUACUUUCUAACGAUUUCAUUGCCAAAACUUUUGAGCCACUUUUGAGCUUUUAAAGAAUUUUAAUUUUUUGGGAGUUUUUUGCUAUAAUUCGGUUAUAAAUACACGUAGAGACUUGAAACUUUGUAACAAUACUUAUAGUGGACUUACCUAGACGAAGUAAAUUUUCAAAAUUAUCGGACGACUUUUCUUUUUUUAAUAAGCUUUUUGAAAUCAAAUUUAAACGAAAAUCGCAAAAAUUAUGUAUAACCGAGUUGCGCUCGUAAUCGUCUUUCAUCAAGCAAUGGUUUAUCGUUGCUUACAGAUAUAAAUGAAAUAACCUUAUGUAUCCUACCUUUUGAACUUCUCAUUUACAACAGUGGUCGCACCAUGUGCAACGUAUGCCUGUCUUUUUUUAUUGUUAUUUAGUUAAUAAUAAUCGUAGAGACUUAUUUUAACUUUAUAUAGAAUACUUAUUAUACUACUAAAUUAGCCUUGUAUAAUUAUUUAUAGACAUUUACCAUUUUCGAGGUUUUUAGUUUUUAUUUAAUUUAAUAAUGUUCAUACAAUUGUUGGACUACUAGGACCAAACAAAAAUACUUGAAAAUUAAAUACCAGGUUCAUUAUAAGUUGUAUUUGGUAAUUAAAAAAAAAAAAAAAAGAAGAGCAGACAAUAAGGACGGGUGCGCCACUAUUGUAGGUGGGAAUUCGUGAAUAUCGGACACAUAGUUAUUUAAUUUAUAGCUAUAAACAAUGCUAAACCAUUGUUAACGAAUCGAUUCGGAGCGAAGUUUGGUUAUAUAAGUUUUGAGAGGCCCUAAUAUUUACGAUUUUUGUCAAAAUUUGAUUUUAAAACUCUUCAGUUUUCAUUUUUCGUUUUUUUCCGGUUUUCCCGAUAAUUAUGAAAACUUCUUUGAAAAUUAAAAAUUCACUUUCUUUAUACGUACCAAAAUGCAACAAAAAAUGUUUCUUGUCAUUUUAUUUAUUGGAAAAUAUUUCCAGUAAAAAUAUAGUUUGCAAAAAUUAAAAAUUAUGAAAAAUGUAACACCGUGGCACAUCGUAAAUAUAAUAUAGUUUUAUCAAUAUUUUUCUUUCCAGUUUUUCUAAAUUAUUUUGAAAACCCUUUGGAAAAUCAAAAAAUGACCUUCUCAAUGUACUAAAUAGAUAAAAUUAUAUUUCAGAAAAGGUGAUAUACUUGAUACUUCGAAGUAAGUUUUUUGGUAGAAAAGUUGCUCAAAAACAGAAAAAAAAAAUAAAAAAUGUCAUAGUAAAACCAAUAGUUUCCUUAUUGCUACGCUCCGAAUCUAAAACAAAUAUUAAGUGAUUUAGUCCCUAUUUUUUUUUAUAAAGGUUUAAAGCGUCUAUGAUUAUUUUAACAAAAAUAUUAAAAAAAUACUGCAUUUCAGAACAUGUUCAACUAAACUUUAUUCAGUAUCAGCUCUUUUCUUUUGUAACAAAUUUAAUUCAAAAAAUGAACGAAAUAAGUAAUAGAUUAUUUGUAAUUGAUUUUUUUCUUAAUCAAUUUGUAUUAUUAUGAACUGAAUUGUUUGCGGUCCUGAAGGAAUGAUAAAAAAUCUCGACGACUCGGUGGCUGAAAUUUUUAAAGCUUUACAAGAAAACAAAAUGCUGGAUAAUACGAUAUUUGUAUUUGUAUCGGACAAUGGUGCUCCAACCAACGGGAUUCACCAAAAUCAUGGAUCAAAUUGGCCUCUUAAAGGAGUAAGUAUUUGAUUAUAAUAUAUAUUACAUUUUUAAAUUCAAAUGUUACAUAAAUAUUUGUUAAUUUUUAAUAAAGAAUUAUAACCAUACAAUAUGUUUUAAAAUUUAAAUUUUUAUGUGUAAUUAACAAUUUAAACAAAUAUCAGUAAGAGGACUUGACAUUCGUCAUAUUUGUGUGUGCUGUCGCUGUCUUACAAACACACGACAUAACAAAUUUGCGUUUAACAGGGUCAAUUUUGUGUUGUUAGUUCAAGAUAGUGCAGGUAGAGAUAGGUUAUAAUCCAAUUACCCUUUAUCGAGGUAUAUCUAAUAAAUAUCCUGAGAUACCUAUAUAAGCUUUUAUAUAUCGUGAUACUUCACGUAUUCAUAUAGUCAUACAUUACUUAAAAAUUAAGAUUUCGAAAAAAUAUUGACUUGCUAAUUACAAACACAGGGAAUGUUCUUAAUUUUAAGUUUGAUAAUAGGUCAAUUCACUCUAAUAUUAAAAUUACAAGACAUAAAAUUGUUCCUGCUAAACACAAAUUUGCUUUGUCAUGAUGCGUUAAUAAGACGAAAACGGUACUUACCUAAAGGUAUCAUGUCAUUUUAAGUAUAUAAAUAAUUUUAAUUUUGAUUUAAGGAAAAAGCUACACCUUGGGAUGGGGGUGUUCGAACAGUGGCAUUUGUUUGGAGUAAAUUAUUACCAAAUAGAAAAAAAGUUCAAAACCAAUUAAUGCACAUUUCAGAUUGGUUACCGACUUUAUAUCAAGCAGCAGGUAAUUUGAAUUCAAAUUUUUACUACACCAUCUAUAGAUUGUAAGAUAAAAACGAAAUAUUUAAACUAUGUUUAUUAUUUACCGUUUUUUAAAGAAAUUGUUUUAGAUUCUGAGCACAACGAGGGUGAGGAAUGCAUUAGCUUUACAAAGAUUUGUUUUUUUUUGUGUUUGUAAACAACUUUUCCACCAAACAUAUUGUUGCAAUUAAUGCAAAUGUAACAUUAUUUCUGGAAGCAAAUUAUACCUUGGUUUUUUUUUGGAGAUUGUAUUUUUAUUUUCCUAGUAGUUUUCUAAAUAACUAGGAAAAAACGUACAUUUUCAAGGGGAUAUACUCGUAUCAUGGGUGUAAAUAAUGAAAGGAAGUAAACUUAUCGUUUAAAGUUCAAUUUAUUGGUAUUAGAUAGAUACCUACGAAUACAUAAAUUCUUAAAAAAACUCACUUUGGAUUAAUUCUUCAUAUAAAAAAAAAAAUGUAAUGGACAUUUAGUAAUAUUAUUAAUACAUUAUUAAUCCAUUAAGAGCUUAAGUCAUAUAUUCAUAUAUAUUUAUUAUAUUUAUUAAUAUGAUUUAUUUAUUUAUAUAUAUAUAUAUAUAUAUAAACAGGACUAGCCCAAUCACAAAGAUUUGCUAUAAUAAAUGAAAAUAAAAUACUCAACAACACAUGAACAAUCGUAGAAAGCACAAAUCCAUUAAAUAGCUAGACAAUAUAAAUACGCAAUAACUAGAAAAAUAUAAAUAAUGAACAUUAUUAUUGUUGUUAUUUAUUUUAACAAAUUAAAUUAAGCAAUCCGGCGCUGCUUUUGGUGUGCGUACAAAUCAAUUGCUUCAUUUAUAGUAUCUUUAUUAAGUUCUGAGGGCCCUUCUGUACUAAUUUUUAUGCAGAAUUCCAAUGUUUCUUGUCGCAUUCGAUUUAUUAUUUUGUUUUAAUUAUAUUAAUCGUACUGAAAGAACGCUCUGGAGUGGUCGUUAAAACUGGUAGUUGCCUAUACACAUUAGGCAUUCAGACAGUUUUUUCAAAUUUACAAACCCAAUAUUUGCUUUAUAAAUAUACGACAGUGGAUUUCUUACGUUUUCUUGUAACAAACUAUUUGCAAAAUACUUAUAUAAACUCAGGUCCAUCCAAACAUUCCAGACAUUAGUAGUACGAGGAUUUCUUUUGUCCGCCGUACCCUUCCAUCUCUAAACAUUUGUGAAUAUUCAUCAAUGUGUCUGGCUAUUGAAAAUCGUGUAUUUUUAACUAUCUCAUCAUUUUUAUUGCAUAUUAUAGCAAAUAUUUAUCAAUUUCUGUGUGCUGUAAAAUCAAAUCUCUAGCUUAUGAAAAUCAUGAUUUUACACUAUUUUGCACUUAAGACUAAAAUUACGACUUAUAUGAGUAUGUUAAAUAUAUUUAUUGUUAUAAUUCAUUUGUCAAAGUUCAAAUAAAUUGUAAAAUAUCACUUUCCUUAAAUAUUUUUAUACCAAAGAGAAAUUCUAUCCAUUAAUCAUCCUCCCACCAUUAUCACCCCGAAAAUAUGGUCUGGUCUUGACCAUACCUGUAUCCCUUAUUUGAUACCGCUGCUGAAACCAAUAUAAUAUACAAAUCAAUCAAACAAUUUGACGUUAAGUCGAAACCGCAUAAACCAUUACUAAACAUUGACAGACGAUACCACGUUUUGAACAUGCGAUGUGGUACAUACCAAAAAUCGAUUAAGUUGACGUACUAUAUAAUAAGAUAAAUUACGAUUAUUAUGUUUAUUUUAUUUUAUUAUCAACUGUGACUCACAAAAUUAUUUACCAUCUGCCAAUAACUCAUUUCAAAUAUAGCAUCAUAUGUAUCUUAUGUAGUUAUACCAUACAUUUUUCGAAGGGGGGGAAUACCCUCCGGCCACCCCCUGAAAUAAACACUGGUUUACGGAAGUAACGCUUUUAUUUUUUAAAUUUAUGAAUUACAAAAUAAUAAUUUUUUAAUUAUGAAUUUUAAAUGAUUAAUACAGGUAAAAAUGUAUUUAAUUAAAAUGCAUUAUGUUAUUAAUUAAAUUGAUGUACUUAUAUAUUUACAGGUGGAAAUACUAGAGAUCUAGGUAAUAUCGAUGGUAUUAGUAUGUGGAAAUCGUUUCUAAAUAGUACAAAUAAGCCUCCCAGAAAACAUGUAUUGCAUAAUAUUGACGACAUAACUGGAUAUGCCGCCAUCAGGGAUACGCAUUUCAAAUAUAUAAAAGGUAAAAUGUUUUAUAUCUACACUUUUAAUGUUAUACAUAUUAUUAUUUUUAACACUCGUGAAAAUGUAUGUCAUUAUAGUAAUAUGUAUUCAUUAUUAUUGAGCGCAUAAUACUUUAGUGUUUUUUUUUUUUUUCAUAAAUCAUGAAAUCCUUACAGCCAUACAAAAAAAAGAAAAGAAAAAGAAUUCUAAAUACAAUAUUCAGAUUAAUUUUUAAGUAUUCUACAUUAUUCUACAAGUGUGAUACAUUUAAAGGGUCUUUUCAAAAUAUCUCUUAUUCAAAUUAUUCCGUACAAAUAAAAUAUACCCCCCUUCAAUAUAUUAGGUAUGUCGUAAUAAUUUCAUUUUAAACGUUAUAUUUGAAAAAAAAUAUACCUAUUUAAAUACAACACAAAUUAUGCAUUGUCAAGGAAAUAAAAAGUCAAUCAUAUAAAAAUUAUAAACCCACUUAUAAUGAAAAUUGUAUGUUAUUAUUUUGAAAUAAUCUAGUAGUACGAUCGAAUUUUUAUACUUGAAACUACCCAAAACUGUUUUAACUGUUUCCAAUUUCUCAGACAUAGAUACAUGUUAUAUUUUUUUUUUUUUUUAUACAGAAAACUUAUCAGAAAAAUAUUUCUUAACUUUUGUUUCUUGAAAGCUUAAAUGUAACAAUAAUAAUAGUCAUUUUUCAUAGAGUGUAUUUAUAUAAUAAUAAUAUGUCAUUUUUGCACCUUUGGUGCUGAUGUCAUAUAGCUAUUUAGAAUGUGGGUUGUCGACCUCAAAUAGUUGAUGAAGGGUUGGGAUGAAGGUGAAGGAGAAGAAGUAAUAAUAAAUAAAAUAAUAGAAUAUAUCACAAACAAAUUAUCAACUUAUUUAAAUCUUUUAUUUAAUUAUAUUCGUUUAUAAUCUUAGUUAAAAUUGCCCGGGCAAUGUGCACAUUGCGCGGGAUUCCAUAUUACCCGUAAGGCCGUAAUAUACACAUACGGGAUAUUCUGAAUGGGUAUAUUUUAAGGAUGCACCACAUUUGAAAACGCGGAUUUUCCGUCUAAUGAUUCAAAUAAUUUUUUAAAAAAUAACUUUGUUUUCUUUGAAACUACUUAUCCGGUUUUUUAAUGUGAAUUUUUUCCCGAUUGUAUUUUAUUCGAAAUAUUCUUUAUAAUUAUAGUUAUAACAUAAACUUAUAUAAUAUUAUAUAGGGACUAUACCUUUUCAUAAUAUAUUAGUUAUGCAUUGCUCCCCCCCACCUUUGAACAAUAAUUCUGGAUACAUCGUAUUAUCGUAUUAUCAACUAUAUUCAUACUAUCAUACCUAAGAUAUCAAUUAUAGAUAUUGCUCAUUAUUUUAGGUAGUACAUUCUUAGGUUAUCUUGAUUUUUGGUCUGGAAUAUUAUCGCCAAGCGUACCCGAUUACAAUAUAGAUGCUGUACUGAACAGUACUACGGCCAGUAUACUAUCCCAAAUUAAUGAUGGCGAUCGAUUAUCGCUAGAUUCGAUUAGGUUACUUCGUAACGAGUCGACAGUAAGAUGUGAUUUUAAAAACGAGGAUAGACCGUGCAAGCCAUUCAAAAAACCGUGUUUAUUUAAUAUUGGAAAGGAUCCUUGCGAACAGGUCAAUUUGAAUUACCGACCGAGUAAAAAUAUGAAAAAAAUUGUUCAAGCCAAAGUCGAUUACUUCGAGACACUGCUAAACGAGUUCAGAAAAUCUGCCUCCACGCCGGGAAAUGUGAGGGGAACAAGAGAUGCAAAUCCUGCUUUUCAUAAUAACACGUGGAUCAAUUGGGGAGAUUUAAAUAACCAAAUUUAA
Molecule: messenger RNA, 13969 nt
Organism: Cinara cedri
Lineage: Eukaryota; Metazoa; Arthropoda; Insecta; Hemiptera; Aphididae
Source: the annotation of a GenBank genome assembly